AUGGCCCCGACAACCUGGUUUGCCCAAAGCCAGGCCCGGCCUGGCACGGUCGUCCAACUGAGAUCCCACGCGUGGGUGAUCCGGGAGCAAAUCAACGAGUAUAACUGCCAACUCUCCUUCGACGACAUCCCCCCCGGGGUGUCGUGGCCCAGCUACGCCUGUGCUCGCUUCCUGGUCGACAAACAGGGGGCCCGUCCGGCCGUCCGCGCCCUCAUGCGGAUAUACAUCCAGGUGCCCCUGGAAGGCACCGAGGCCGAGCCACCCUUGAUCCGAGCCCAGCAAGCCAGGUCGGAAUUUCGUCCCCGCGAACAGGGCGCACUGGAACAGUAUCACGACUCGGGGAUUACGCCCCGUCUGCUCGAUAAGAAGUUAGAUCGGCAGGAGCCGUGGGGCGUCGUGCCGGGUGGGUUUCUUCUUCGGCUGGUGUGGGAGAUUGUCCCGGGGGAGAGGCUGGGACUGGGAUACGGGGAGUCGAUGUUCUGGGGUCUCCCGGACGAGGAGCGGGUGUUGAUUCGGGAGAAGUUCAGAGUGGGGUUGAUGUAUGUGACUCCCUCCCGCCUACUCUGGUAG
Molecule: messenger RNA, 570 nt
Organism: Aspergillus ibericus CBS 121593
Lineage: Eukaryota; Fungi; Ascomycota; Eurotiomycetes; Eurotiales; Aspergillaceae
Exons: 1
Coding region: 1-570 (189 amino acids)
Source: RefSeq, a predicted model, not a curated record